Messenger RNA from Arvicola amphibius (Eurasian water vole), 1546 nucleotides. It is a transcript of the gene Rdh12, whose product is annotated as retinol dehydrogenase 12. Bases 112 to 1062 code for a protein of 316 amino acids. NCBI's taxonomy places the organism in Eukaryota, Metazoa, Chordata, Mammalia, Rodentia, Cricetidae. The record is from RefSeq and is a predicted model, not a curated record. The transcript has 7 exons.
UGAGAGGAGCCAAGAGUCAGCAGAAACUGCCAGGAGUUGGAGCCAGAGAAGGAUCCCGAGGCCAGGUUGAGGGUGGAAGCUGGAGCAGCAGCAGCCAAGGAGGUUGACAAGAUGCUGGUUAUCUUGGGACUGUUCGCGUCUUUCCUCUCGAUCUUGUACCUGACAGCUCCAUCCAUCAGGAAGUUCUUUGCUGGUGGAAUUUGUACAACGAGUGUGCAGAUUCCCGGAAAGGUAGUGGUCAUCACAGGUGCCAACACAGGCAUUGGCAAGGAGACGGCCAGAGAGCUUGCACGAAGAGGAGCACGAGUAUACAUUGCCUGUCGAGAUGUACUGAAGGGAGAGUCUGCUGCUAGUGACAUCCGAGCAGAUACCAAGAACUCCCAGGUGCUGGUGCGGAAAUUGGACCUAUCUGACACCAAAUCCAUCCGAGCCUUUGCUGAGCGCUUCCUGGCAGAGGAGAAGAAGCUCCAUAUUUUGAUCAACAAUGCGGGAGUGAUGAUGUACCCCUAUUCCAAGACAACAGAUGGCUUUGAAACCCACUUUGGAGUCAACCACCUGGGCCAUUUUCUUCUUACAUACCUGCUUUUGGGGAGGCUGAAGGAGUCUGCUCCUGCACGGGUGGUAAACCUAUCCUCCGUGGCCCACCUUGGUGGCAAGAUCCGUUUCCAUGACCUCCAAGGAGAAAAACGCUACUGCCGUGGCUUUGCCUAUUGCCACAGCAAGCUGGCCAACAUACUCUUUACCCGAGAGCUGGCCAAGAGGCUCCAAGGAACGGGGGUCACCGCCUAUGUGGUACACCCAGGUAUUGUCAUGUCUGAGAUCGUCAGGCACUCCUUCCUACUGUGCUUGUUGUGGCGGCUUUUCUCACCUUUUUUCAAGUCCACCCGGCAGGGAGCUCAGACCAGCCUGCACUGCGCCCUGGCAGAGGGCCUGGAGCCCCUGAGCGGCAAGUACUUCAGCGACUGCAAGAGGACCUGGGUGUCCCCAAGGGCCCGGAAUAAGAAGACAGCUGAGCGUCUAUGGAAUGUCAGUUGUGAGCUUCUAGGAAUCCAGUGGGACUAGCUGGCUGGGAGACUAUAGUCUUUUCAGGCCCAAUCCAUGUCGUAAUGAAAGGGGACCAAAGACAAGGGGAGCCUGAACAGAUUAUCCGUUUAGCCUGCUGCUGCUGCGACUCCUGCCUACUCCGAACCUUCUAGAAUCCUUUGUACAUAUGACCUUUUUGUGAGGCAGGGUCAUAGUCCACAAUGAUAGUCACACCUACAGACCAUUCUCCUCAAAGACUUAGAGAACCCACAACCCUCUGGGGCAAGAGGUCUGCGCAGACGCCAGGCUGGACAUAGGGGUAGAAGAGGAACCUAAGGAAAUCAGGUCUGUUUCCUCACCAGCAUCAUGAACACUAGCCUACACGUUCAUGGGAGCACUAGCAUUGCACAUUUCUAUGAACUAUAGGCUCAGACUCUAGAUUGGCCUCUUUUCUCUUUGAAAUGAAAUGCUAGUCACACCCCUGAAGUCUGGACUAAGAAAGGAAGACGUGGCUUACUUUGGA